AUGGGCGCGGGGGCGCUCGCCCUGGACGAGCCCUGCAACGUGUCGUCGGCCGCGCCGCUCCCCGACGGCGCGGCCACCGCGGCGCGGCUGCUGGUACCCGCGUCGCCGCCCGCCUCGCUGCUGCCGCCGGCCGGCGUUGGUCCCGCGCCGCUGCCCCAGCAGUGGACGGCCGGCAUGGGCCUGCUGAUGGCGCUCAUCGUGCUGCUCAUCGUGGCGGGCAACGUGCUGGUGAUCGUGGCCAUCGCCAAGACGCCGCGGCUGCAGACGCUCACCAACCUCUUCAUCAUGUCCCUGGCCAGCGCCGACCUGGUCAUGGGACUGCUGGUGGUGCCGUUCGGGGCCACCAUCGUGGUAUGGGGCCGCUGGGAGUACGGCUCCUUUUUCUGCGAGCUCUGGACCUCGGUGGACGUGUUGUGCGUGACGGCCAGCAUCGAGACCCUGUGUGUCAUCGCCCUGGACCGCUACCUGGCCAUCACGUCGCCCUUCCGCUACCAGAGCCUGCUGACCCGCGCGCGGGCGCGGGGCCUCGUGUGCACCGUGUGGGCCAUCUCGGCCCUGGUGUCCUUCCUGCCCAUCCUCAUGCACUGGUGGCGGGCCGAGAGCGACGAGGCGCGCCGCUGCUACAACGACCCCAAGUGCUGCGACUUCGUCACCAACCGGGCCUACGCCAUCGCCUCGUCCGUCGUGUCCUUCUACGUGCCUCUGUGCAUCAUGGCCUUCGUGUACCUGCGGGUGUUCCGCGAGGCCCAGAAGCAGGUGAAGAAGAUCGACAGCUGCGAGCGCCGCUUCCUCGGCGGCCCCGCGCGGCCGCCCGCGCCCGGGUCCCCGAGUCCCGCCGCCGCCGCCGCCGCCCCGCUGGCCAACGGGCGCCCCAGCAAGCGGCGGCCCUCGCGCCUCGUGGCCCUGCGCGAGCAGAAGGCGCUCAAGACGCUGGGCAUCAUCAUGGGCGUGUUCACGCUGUGCUGGCUGCCCUUCUUCCUGGCCAACGUGGUCAAGGCCUUCCACCGCGACCUGGUGCCCGACCGCCUGUUCGUCUUCUUCAACUGGCUGGGCUACGCCAACUCGGCCUUCAACCCCAUCAUCUACUGCCGCAGCCCCGACUUCCGCAGGGCCUUCCAGCGCCUGCUCUGCAGCGCGCGCACGGCCGCCCGCAGGCGACACGCGGGCCCCGGAGACCGGCCGCGCACCCCGGGCUGCCUGGCCCGGCCCGGGCCGCCGCCGUCGCCCGGGGCCGUCUCCGACGACGAGGACGACGACGACGUCGGGGCCACGCCGCCCGCGCGCCUGCUGGAGCCCUGGGCCGCCUGCAACGGCGGGGUGGCGGCGGACAGCGACUCGAGCCUGGACGAGCCGGGCCGCCCGGGCGUCGCCUCGGAGUCCAAGGUGUAGCGGCCGGGUCCCCAGCGCCGCAGCCGGGACGCGGGCUCUGCGCCCCCCACCCCCCGGGGCAGGGAAG
Messenger RNA from Cynocephalus volans (Philippine flying lemur), 1456 nucleotides. RefSeq names its product adrenoceptor beta 1 (gene ADRB1). Gene Ontology annotation, cellular component: plasma membrane. Gene Ontology annotation, molecular function: beta1-adrenergic receptor activity. Gene Ontology annotation, biological process: norepinephrine-epinephrine-mediated vasodilation involved in regulation of systemic arterial blood pressure; adenylate cyclase-activating adrenergic receptor signaling pathway; positive regulation of heart rate by epinephrine-norepinephrine. The transcript has a single exon. NCBI's taxonomy places the organism in Eukaryota, Metazoa, Chordata, Mammalia, Dermoptera, Cynocephalidae. The coding region runs from base 1 to 1389 and encodes 462 amino acids. The record is from RefSeq and is a predicted model, not a curated record.